UAAAUUCGUCCGUGGUUUACAUGUAACGCGUCAUACUUCCAAACGUCAGUUGUUCUCCUUGAACCAGCGGUGCACCAUCACUGGUGCCUGGUAGACUGGCCGGACUGAGGUAACGUCUCAACCGUAUACUGGCACGUCCUUGCCGACGUCACGCGUGCGUUACGUGCUGUCAUAAGAUGAAAACUUUGAUUUGCAAUUUACCGAAGUUUGUGUCCAUUCAAAAGAAGACAGUAUCAGCACAGAUGGCUUCAUUCUCCAGCUCCUCCACUCUUCCAAGAAAAGAGAUCUCUGUAAAAGUGAAAUGGGGGGAGAUCAGAGGUCAACAGUGGGGUCCUGAUGAUGGGCAUCCUGUUGUCUGCCUGCAUGGCUGGGCCGACAACUGUGGCACUUUCAAAAACCUCAUUCCACUGCUGCCCCAAGGCUGCAGGUACCUGGCUCUGGACAUGGCAGGUCACGGUCUCUCUUCUCAUCGUCCGGCUGGAGACUUUUACACCUUUCCUGGCUACGUGGCCGACGUGCGCAGAGUCACUGAGUCUCUCCAGUUGAACAAGUUCACAAUCAUGGGUCACAGUAUGGGAGCCAACAUCGCAGGCAUGUUCUGCUCCCUGUACCCUGAAAAGGUGGAUGGACUGGUGUUUCUAGACGCGUACGGGUUCUUACCUACAAAGCUGAAGGAAAUCCCUGACAUGAUGCGAAAAGGAAUAGACGAGAUAAUUCAGUUCGAGAACAAGGCAGAAGUCAAGAGCAGAGUUUAUACCUAUGAGAAGGCAGUGGAGAGAUUGCAGACAGCAAAUCCAACAUUGUCCAAAGAGUCCACAGAGAUCUUGUUAGAGCGAGGGCUGGCUCAGGUUGAAGGAGGAUUUGCUUUCACCAGAGACAUCCGGGUGAAUUUUAGAAAUAUAGCGCGGACUCCUUUGGAGCUGUCUCUAGAGAUGCUAUCCAGGAUCCAGGCUCCUGUGCUGGUUGUUAUGGCGGAUAAAGGCUUGAAAGUUAUAUUCCCCGAGAUUGCGAGCAAUUACUCCUCUCUUCUCACACACCAUGAAGAAAGAGAUAACACAGUAACAUGGGUAUCAGGUGACCAUCACGUCCACCUGGACCAUCCUGAAGUUGUGGCUCCAGUUGUGUCCGACUUCUUGCUGAAGGAAGUUCUGGCUAAAUGAUUGGACCAGAUGAGAUAGUCUGUUGUUCAGGUCUCGGUCUAAUACUAAUCCAAAGAGGUUUGACACAUCGAUUUUAUGCCAAGGUUUGUGGUUCAGUGGGGUUAAAAUCUUAAUAUAAAUCAGCACAUAAUCCAUUGUCUUUCAUGUGUUCACUAUUUGCCUCAAGGAGUGUCUCAUUUCUUUUUCUGGGCGAUGAAACCUAACAAACACUUCUUUGUAAAGGGAAACAUAAGAGACUUUGUGUGUUUUAUCUGAAUAAAAAGACUGUUUCUACAUUCUCAUUAAAUUAUGAUAAGGUUUAAUUAGACAAAAAACACAAGUGUUUUCGUCUCUAUAUUCCUUGGAGCCGUUCAAAAUAAAUCUUUGUAGUGAAGACUGCGCCAGGAAGCCUAUGUUCUCAUGCACCAAAGACAAUUCAAACCUGGAAUAAAGCAAUUAAAUACACCAGUAAGCAACCAGCGGAGACUAUAAAAUAGCACGCUCUCU
Molecule: messenger RNA, 1646 nt
Organism: Synchiropus splendidus (mandarinfish)
Lineage: Eukaryota; Metazoa; Chordata; Actinopteri; Syngnathiformes; Callionymidae
Product: serine hydrolase-like protein
Exons: 12
Coding region: 177-1160 (327 amino acids)
Molecular function (GO): catalytic activity
Source: RefSeq, a predicted model, not a curated record